AUCGCUAUCACCAUCGCAGCCAAGCCAGCUUAUUUGUUGCUGUACGCCGGCAAGUGUGUUAAUAAGCAACUCCUAAACUAAAACACUUUGCCUAAAAGGAAUACUUGGACAGUUGCUGAUAAGCGAUUUGGAUUAAUUUGAUUCGCGUGUUUUUGGGAUUCAACAACAUAGCGCACAGCUCCAAAAUGUGGAGCCCACAAAAAGGUCCUACACGAUUGUGGGACCUUAGGCUUAGUCAUAUAUUUAUUUUACCUUUAAUGUUUAGUUUAGUCUUAGCUGGUAAUGAAUUGUGGCCCAUGGAACGGCCGGAGGGAAUGCCAAACAUAGUUUCUUUAGAAGUGAUGUGCGGUAAGGAUCACAUGGAUGUACAUUUGACAUUUUCACAUCCAUUCGAGGGUAUCGUCAGUUCAAAAGGGCAGCACAGUGAUCCGCGCUGUGUUUAUGUGCCGCCAUCGACGGGCAAAACAUUCUUCUCAUUUCGGAUAUCGUACUCACGUUGCGGCACGAAGCCCGACUUACAUGGCCAGUUCUAUGAGAAUACGGUGGUUGUGCAAUACGACAAAGAUUUGCUGGAAGUCUGGGAUGAGGCGAAACGUUUGCGCUGCGAAUGGUUUAACGACUACGAAAAGACCGCAUCGAAACCGCCAAUGGUUAUUGCCGAUUUGGAUGUAAUACAGUUGGACUUUCGCGGUGAUAAUGUUGACUGCUGGAUGGAGAUACAGCAUGGCAAAGGCCCAUGGGCACCGCCAGUUAGCGGUAUUGUGCCACUAGGCUCUACACUUACACUUGUGGUUGCUAUCAACGAUUAUCGCGGUGAAUUCGAUAUGCGCGUCAAGUCGUGCGUCGCUUCCGAUGGUUCUGGUCAUGUUAUCAAUCUAUCUGAUGAAUUCGGUUGCGUCUUGCGUCCCAAGAUGAUCUCACGCUUCCUGAAGGCGCGAGCUCCCGACGAGCGUGCCACUGUCAUAACGUAUGCCUUCUUCCAUGCCUUCAAAUUUCCCGAUGCGCUCAGCGUACACAUCAAAUGCAAAGUUGAAAUCUGCCGUCAUGGCUGUCUCGACCAUUGUCAGCUCACCGGCAGUGUUAACGAACGCAAAGAUGUACUGAUGAACGAUGCUUUGGGCAAUCAAAACGAACUAAGCCAGGAAAUGGGCAUACCAAUGGGCGGCGCAGGUGGCGGUGCUGGUAUGGGCGGUGAUGGUGCAGUCGAUCACGAUAUCUUCUACGAUGACAUAAUACACAAUCGCAAGCAACUCUCAUCGAUCAAUAGUGGUAUUGCCAACAUACUCGAUCAGUUUAAUAUGCAUGAAAAGAAUGCCAAUCUAUCACCGCGACCGGUGCAUGAAGAACCCGAAGACUCGGAUCUGGAUUCAUUAUUCGGCGAGGAGGAGUUGGCCGAUCUGGAUGAAGCACAGUAUAUGGAAUUGAAGAAGAGUGGCAAAUUCCCACAUGGACCACGUCAAUUUGAAGCGCAAAAACGCAUUGGUGUGCCAAUGGCCGGCCCACGAUCGCUGGAGCCCAAAACGAACGACGACACAGCGCACCCGAUUUACCGUCCCCAAGCUGAAGCACUGAAACGCACACGCGAAGAUCACAUUGAUCUCGAUGCAAGCGAAGAGUUGUUGAAACAAAAGUCCAAUCAAUCUGCUGGUGGUGAUGACAAAAAAACAGAGCGACGUCGACGACGAUCGAUUGUAAUUGCCGAUCGUAAGGUGCGCAGCGCAGAUGUCGGCGUUAGCGGUCUGUACGAUGUCAUCUCCGAAGCUGAUCUGGCUUUCUCGCCCGACUCCAAACAGGAAGCGGUCACCGUGUUUCAGGGUAAAAUAACCGAAGAGGUGGUCUAUGGCAUUUGUAUGCCGGUGCCUGGAUUCAGCAUACUUUUCAUUGUCGUUAUUUCGGCAACAAUUGUAUCCGCGCUGAUCGCCGGUUCACUGCUCUAUCGCUAUCAGCUGCAGAAGGAGGCGCUUGAGAAACACACACCAAUGCCGGCGCCAGGCACAUUCGCAUCCUGGAUGACUCUGCGACUUUUUCGCAUGCGGCAUAUGCAAGAACAACAGCAACGACAGCAAAUUAGUGUGCCCGUUGCGACAGCGAGUGCGGUGGCGCACGAAACAGUGCAGUAGAGUGAGAGCGAGAGCGAGAGAAAGGGCAAGAGAGCGGGGGCGAAAUAAAUGCAGUAGAGAAAAUUAAGUUGACUAAAUGAAUGAUGCAUUUGAAGUUAAAUUUUAGUAAUGAAACUAUGUACUUUGAAGAAAAAUUUGAAAGCGGGCGUGUGCUGAUGAUCCUAACUGGUAUCAAUGUGUCAAUGAUUGAAAGCACACACAGGCAAGAAAUUGU
Molecule: messenger RNA, 2334 nt
Organism: Anastrepha obliqua
Lineage: Eukaryota; Metazoa; Arthropoda; Insecta; Diptera; Tephritidae
Gene: m
Exons: 9
Coding region: 186-2120 (644 amino acids)
Source: RefSeq, a predicted model, not a curated record